Messenger RNA from Ilex paraguariensis (yerba mate), 453 nucleotides. Lineage: Eukaryota; Viridiplantae; Streptophyta; Magnoliopsida; Aquifoliales; Aquifoliaceae. The record is from the annotation of a GenBank genome assembly.
AUGGGAGCUGAGAAAUGGUUCGAUAUCGAACUUUGGAACUCCACCAAGCAGUGCUUCAAAGUUUUAAAAUCACGUGGUUAUCGUAUUGCCACAACGCAUGUGGGAAUGGAUGCGGUUUCCAUUUAUGAUAUGGACUGGUCAUGCUCAACAGCAAUAGUUGUUGGAAAUGAAAAUAGUGGGAUAAGCAACGAGGCUCUGGAGUUGUCAGAUCUGCAUUGCAGUAUUCCUAUGAAAGGCAUGGUGGAUUCUUUCAAUGUUUUUGUUGCUGCUGGCAUUCUCAUGCACCAUGCCGUCUGUGACAGGACUUCUCGCUUGGGUUGUCAUGGUGAUCUAACAUUGGACGACAGCCAAACUCUUCUUGAGGAAUUUUAUCUGCAUCACUGCAAGAGUGCAAUUAGUAUUGCCAAAGAGUAUGCGAACAGGAAGUUAACCAGGUUCACGACAAAGCUUUGA